AUGUUGGCUGAAAUACUGUUGCAAAUGGCAGCUGAGGUUUUUGGUUGGAUGCUUGAAGAGGAUCUGGGAGCAACGGGGCUUGUGGAGGAGCCUAAGGUUGAUUCUUUUAAUUUCCCGACACAUUUUCCAUGCAAGGAAGAAGUAGUGACCAUUAUUCAAGCAGAAGGAUCCUUCAAUCUUGAAAAAAUAGAAAUUUUUGAAGUCAAUUGGGAUGGCACUGCCAACAACGACAAUGAUUGUGAUUUUGGCAAUAGUCACAGCAUCAAAAUUAUCACAAACACCGUAAGAGCUUUCUCAGAGCCUAUGCUUGCAAACUAUUUUGGUACGUCGAUUUUGGAUGAACUAUUUGAAAGGUAUGAAAAACAUAUCGCAAGGCGUUUAACCAAUGCAAAUAGCUAUUUCUUGAGUCAUGUUUUUGCUUUGAAGAGGAAGUAA
Lycium ferocissimum is the source of this 435-nucleotide messenger RNA. Its product is annotated as benzoate carboxyl methyltransferase-like. Gene Ontology annotation, molecular function: S-adenosylmethionine-dependent methyltransferase activity. The coding region runs from base 1 to 435 and encodes 144 amino acids. The record is from RefSeq and is a predicted model, not a curated record. The transcript is spliced from 3 exons. Lineage: Eukaryota; Viridiplantae; Streptophyta; Magnoliopsida; Solanales; Solanaceae. Gene Ontology annotation, biological process: methylation.